AUGUCUCCAAUCUCUUGUGUCUUUACCCUGUCAGCCUUCAGCCGGGAGUCCUUGAUGGAUGUCAGGUGGUUUUUGGAUGGUUUGCCCAAAACUACUGGCUUGUGCGCCCACUGGCAUUCCAUCUUAAAGAUGGGCUCUACCAAGCAGGCCAUGUUCCUCGACCGGAUUUUCCACCUUCAUGAUAUUCAGCGACGUCGUGCAGGGCGUGCGUGUGUCACACGAUUGUCGCAGGAGCAGUGGGUGGCAGAGAUUGAUUCGAUCUGCGUUCAAACCUAUAUCUAUGACAACAUGGUCAUAUCCAAGGACCCAAAGGGCAAUCCUCAAUUUUCCCUGGAGACGCUGAAGAAAGUCAAGCUGGGAAUUAUGGAGGGGGACUUUGCUGAUGAUGCAGCCAACCACCUCUUGGCCAAAGACCCGAACUUCAAGCCAAGUGAUUCCAGCAUGUGGCAGGACAAUGCACCUCCGACUGACACGCUUGAUCCUACUAGCGGGGUUCCUUUGGGUGCAGCUGACGACAAACUGCAGAACCUAAGCAAGGAUGCGAGACAAAAGGCAUGGGAGCAUGACAGCCUUUCUUUGGCCAGGGAUGUAUCAGCCAUCGCAAAGAUGCACGAGAAGGUGGUCAAGAAUGAGAAGAGCCAGAGACUCCAACGCAUCGCUCAUGUUCGCAGUGAGAACAUUGUCGGUGGCUCAGUGGUCACCCACCACAUGGAGCAACAUGCCAAGCACACGGCAGGGACGGAAGGUGAUUUGAUCAAUGUCACGGAGCAGUUCAUUGCAAGCCGGAAAUCUUCAGCUGGUGCUUUGCUGGUGUGGGCUGACUUGACAAAGUUCGGCCGGCUUGGAACAUCUGAUUUGAACUAUGUUGUCAGCAUCGCCCACAAGGCCUUGUCGAAGAUGCCAGCCAAAAGCAUUGCGUUCUUCAUAGCACCGCACCUGGUAUCCGAGAAAGUGUCAGGAGGGCAAAGAGGAGAAAUCAGGCGCAUAGAGGACAAAUUCGAUUCUCGUUCGAUGCUGAACUACCUUAUCUCAAUCAGAAUGGAAUGCCCACCGGCGACGAAGCGUGUCUCCCUGCACAUGUUGGGCUGGGCCGUGAUGCUGGAAACAGGUGCUGAAGACAAUGUAUUCAGAAACAGCCAACUUCUGUUGGACAGGAGCACGCGGCAAGCAGUUCCAUGGGCCUCGGAGUCAACGUACAUAGUGCCGGCUUCGGAGAAAGAUGCGCUUCCGCACGCCUCAGAGGGCCAUCGGUCACUGAGUGAAGUCCAAGAGUCAGCGCAACUGCUGACUGGAACCGACUUGCCAAACACUGUCCUGGCGAGCUUGUUUGGGAAACUGACCACAUCUUCAGCACUGGUGAUCAAUGCAACACCAUAUGAUGGCUGCCUUGAAUCCACCCUUCUCACAUGGCACCAGUUCAAUGAGAUGAAGGUCGAUUUCCUGUCGAUUUCUCGCAAUGUGACCACCUUGGAGUAUGUGGAGAAAAAGAUCGCUUUCAGCUUGCUGCAGGACUUUUGGUUUCUUUUUUGUCUAACAAAAAACUCUGAUUUUGCAGUGCUCACAUGUGUUGCAAACCAAACCCUUUCAAAUAAAAACAACUAG
Cladocopium goreaui is the source of this 1602-nucleotide messenger RNA. The record is from the annotation of a GenBank genome assembly. Lineage: Eukaryota; Dinophyceae; Suessiales; Symbiodiniaceae.